Babjeviella inositovora NRRL Y-12698 is the source of this 1620-nucleotide messenger RNA. Its product is annotated as TATA-binding protein-associated factor TAF7. Gene Ontology annotation, molecular function: RNA polymerase II general transcription initiation factor activity. The coding region runs from base 17 to 1366 and encodes 449 amino acids. The transcript has a single exon. Lineage: Eukaryota; Fungi; Ascomycota; Pichiomycetes; Serinales. Gene Ontology annotation, cellular component: transcription factor TFIID complex. Gene Ontology annotation, biological process: RNA polymerase II preinitiation complex assembly; transcription initiation at RNA polymerase II promoter. The record is from RefSeq and is a predicted model, not a curated record.
UCGCCACUCAAUUAUCAUGGCGCUUAAGUUGAAACUCAAGCCAGUCAAACAGGAGCCCAAUGAUGACCUGACAAAGUCCGAUAUUCCCAAGGUGAAGCUCAAACUCACACCGUCACUCACGCUACGCGCGCCCUCUGCUGAUGCAGUUAAAAAGCCCAAGGUAGGUGGAUUGCCACAGAUCCGGCUCAAGCCACCUAGCGGUUUAGUCCCCAAGAAGAUCAUUCCGCGGAUUAGAGUCAAGCCGACGCGAAUUCCCGGCGAUGGCUACGAUUCAGAGGCACCAGACCGUGAAGACGACCCGUUGAUAGAGGAUGGGAUAGUAGUGCGAAUGUUGCCUGGGGUUGCUAAAGGUGACUUGGACUUUUUGCAGAACUGCAUUGAGACUGGUGAUAUGAGUGGUGUUUCAAUCAAGUGGGUCGACCAGCGAAGGGCCGUGUUGCUGCUCAACAACCGCACGUUGUACGGGGGAAAGCUCCUUGAUCUCCCGACGAUACUCGAAGCACACAAAACCAUCGACAAGAAAAACAUCUUCAAGACGAUAGAUAUAUGCCAGAUAUUGCUUAUAACCAACAAAUUGGCGCUGGAGAGCGAUAUCCACAAUCCCGAUCUCUUAUUCAACGCGUACAAAAAUGACAUCUACGUGGACGGAGUGACGUUUCCGAUGAAGCAGGCGCGUAAGCGCUUCCGCAAACGGAUGAGCAAUAAGGAUAUUGAGUCGGUGGAGGACCGUGUGGAUGAGCUCUUGAAGUUAGAUGAAGAGUCCAUGGAGUCCGCGUGGGAGUUGGUUGAUGUCAACCAGACGCCGUCGAUCUCCACCGCUGCGACUCCGUACGCGCCCAACGAGUCUGAGGACGACUAUGACGAGGAAGAAAAAGAUGAGGAUGUGGACAUGGACAUUGAAGCGGAGCUUGCCAGGGCGUUGGAUGAAGACGAAAGCGUCAUCCAGGAAGAGGAAGUCGCGGACGAUGACGAUGAUGACGAUGAUGAUGAUGAUGAUGACGAUGAUGAUGACGAAGAUGAAGAUGACGAGGAUGAUGAUGACGAGGAGCUCGGGCCGGAAGCGGCGGCACUCAAAAAGGAACGCGUCAAGCUUAAACAGGAAAUCAAGGAUAUCGAACAAGCGUUAGAUCGCAAGAAGCAGCAGGUGCGCAAGUCGCAUGGCUUGAACCACGCAAGUCUCGAGUUGAACAACGUCCAGGCGUCGUUGGAAGCCAAGCGGAAGCAAUUGCAGGCUGUGGAGGAGCAGGAACAGAACUUGGGGGCACCUGCAGUGAGGGAGGUGGUUGAGGAAGAUAAGAAUGACGAGGUGGACGACGAGGAGAAUGCCGAGGAGAACGAAGAAGAUGACUUUGAUGACCUUUUUUAACUAGUGUGUGGCACGUGCACCAAAAGAAUCGGUGUAUUAGAAGUCAGUCUGGUGGCGUUUAGCGUUUUGUUUAAGCUACGCGGAAAGCGGGUACGUAGCAUGGAUCCAUUAAGUACGCCCGAUCCACCAGUGUUGGAAAGUCCAAGCCAAAGAUAUAGCCCAUCAAUUUACACAUCACAGCGGUAUAGCUUGCAUUGUAAUUAGAGGCGAUACUCAAAACACUCUCAUCCGCGUAUACCGUUUUCCAUUUUAAA